GAUUUGUCACGUGAUCACACCAGUAUGGCGACUCUGGAAGAUAAAGCGAUCUGGGAAGACGGAGAGGAAAGUUUGGGUGAACAGAUUUUGAAAUUGAAUACAGAUGAGAUAGUGACUAGGACCAAACUGCUUGAAAAUGAAAUCAAGAUUAUGAAGAGUGAAAUUCUAAGAAUCAAUCAUGACCUAACAGCAACAAAAGAGAAGAUCAAAGAAAACACAGAAAAAAUCAAAGUCAAUAAAACUCUUCCAUACUUGGUGUCAAAUGUUAUUGAGUUAUUGGACAUGGAGCCCCAGGACAGCGGGGAAGAAGAUGGAGCUAACAUCGAUCUUGAUGCACAAAGGAAGGGCAAGUGUGCUGUGAUCAAGACAUCCACAAGACAGACAUAUUUCCUGCCAGUCAUAGGAUUAGUGGAUCCAGAGAAAUUGAGCCCAGGGGAUAUAGUGGGUGUUAACAAGGAUUCAUACUUGAUUUUGGAAACCUUACCACAAGAAUAUGACUCGAGAGUGAAAGCUAUGGAAGUGGAUGAGAGACCUACUGAGCAGUACUCUGACAUUGGGGGUCUGGACAAACAGAUUCAAGAGCUGAUUGAAGCUGUGGUGUUACCAAUGACACACAAGGAAAGAUUUGAAACUCUCGGAAUACAACCACCAAAAGGUGUGUUACUCUAUGGUGCCCCAGGAACGGGUAAGACACUCCUGGCUCGUGCAUGUGCAGCACAAACCAAAUCAACAUUUCUCAAAUUAGCCGGGCCACAGCUUGUGCAGAUGUUCAUUGGAGAUGGAGCAAAACUUGUUAGAGAUGCAUUUGCUCUUGCAAAGGAAAAACAGCCCGCAAUUAUAUUCAUUGAUGAAUUAGAUGCAAUAGGAACAAAACGAUUUGAUUCUGAGAAGGCUGGUGACAGAGAAGUUCAAAGAACAAUGUUGGAAUUACUCAACCAAAUGGAUGGUUUCCAGCCAAAUGCACAAAUCAAGGUGAUCGCUGCUACCAACAGAGUGGACAUAUUGGAUCCUGCUUUACUACGCUCAGGGAGGUUAGAUAGAAAAAUAGAAUUCCCACACCCCAACGAGGAAGCUAGGGCUCGAAUUUUACAAAUUCACUCCAGGAAAAUGAACGUCAGCAAAGAAGUAAAUUUUGAAGAGUUGGCAAGAUGUACAGAUGAUUUUAAUGGUGCACAACUAAAAGCAGUUUGUGUAGAGGCUGGUAUGAUUGCAUUGAGACGAGAGGCCACGGAACUGGACCAUGAAGAUUACAUGGAUGCCAUCAUAGAAGUACAAGCCAAGAAAAAAGCAAAUCUUAUGUAUUAUGCUUAGUGACAGUGAAUUUAUACCAUGGAGAUCUGGAAAUUAUAUUUACAUUGACUGCAGAUACUGUUUAUAUGUGACCGAAACAAUAUAUGUGUUAGCGAUGACAGUUUAUAUCAAUAAAUUGUCAUUAAUUCCAAA
Messenger RNA from Ostrea edulis (European flat oyster), 1443 nucleotides. RefSeq names its product 26S proteasome regulatory subunit 6A-B. Lineage: Eukaryota; Metazoa; Mollusca; Bivalvia; Ostreida; Ostreidae. Bases 25 to 1311 code for a protein of 428 amino acids. The record is from RefSeq and is a predicted model, not a curated record. Gene Ontology annotation, cellular component: proteasome regulatory particle, base subcomplex. Gene Ontology annotation, biological process: proteasome-mediated ubiquitin-dependent protein catabolic process. The transcript has 13 exons. Gene Ontology annotation, molecular function: ATP binding; proteasome-activating activity; ATP hydrolysis activity.